AUGGGAGAGGCAACCACAUUUAGAAGCGCAGUUUCCGAUCUUCGAGUCACUUCAGUCAGCUGCGGCAGCUCGCAUUCUUUGGCUCUGCUGAGCAACGGGAUUGCUUUGUCUUGGGGCCGAGGAGAGGAUGGUCAGCUGGGCCAUGGCGAUGCAGAGGAGAGGAAGAAGCCGCGAGCAAUAUUUCAUCUCAUGCAAGCCAGCUGCUCAGCGGUCUGCAGUGGAGCAGAGUACUCUGUGGCCCUCUCACAGCCCAGAAAUGAAGUCUACAGCUGGGGCUGGGGAGACUUUGGCCGUCUGGGGCACGGCGACUGCAACGAUGUCUUCAUCCCUCAGCCCAUCAGGGCCCUGGCGGGCCGCAACAUUGUGAAGGUGGCCUGCGGCGACACGCACACACUGGCAGUGACGGACACAGGCGAACUGUUCUCCUUUGGCCGCAACCAGAAUGGGCAGCUUGGCCUGGGCACCACCAGCGAUGCAAUCCUCCCACAGCCUGUGGAGUCCCUGCGGGGGCAAGAGGUCACCUCGAUAGCCUGUGGCGGCGAGCACUCGCUGGCAGCCACAAGCGCCGGUGAUGUCUUCGCAUGGGGUUGGGGCCGAUACGGCAACCUGGGAGUCGGGCCGCCCGAGGACCGCCACCUGCCCUCCCAGGUGCAUGGCCUUGAGGGGGUCAAGGUGACCUCAGUGGCGUGCGGGUGGCGGCACAGCAUUGCAGCGGACGAGACAGGCGCAGUGUACACAUUCGGCUGGUCAAAGUAUGGGCAGCUGGGGCAUGGCGAUUGCAUCGAUCAACUGGUGCCGAAGGCUGUGGAGUCGCUGAAGGACAGCAGGAUUGUCCUCAUUGCUGGUGGCUGGCGGCACACAUCCGCAGCGGAUGACAGCGGCAAACUAUAUUCCUGGGGCUGGAACAAGUUCGGGCAGCUUGGGAUCGGCUCCAACACGGACAGCAAUGCGCCGGUGCCGGUGCAAGGCUUAAACACAUCGCCGGUGAAGCUGCUGUCAUGCGGAUGGCGCCACACUUUCGCGGUCACCGAGGCCGGAGAUGUCUUCAGCUGGGGCCGCGGCGUCAACGGGCAGCUGGGCCACAAUGAGCCCAAGGACACGAACGCCCCGGUACGGCUGGCGGAGCUGAGCAUGGGCAGCAUCAAAUUGGAGGAUCUUGGCGUCAGCGCAUCACCCCUGACCACCUACGUGCCCCCGGCUGACCGCUAUGCAGUUGUCCCGGAUCACUCCGAUGCGGCGCCGGAAAACAGCCACGGCAUCGGCACAGUCCCUGAAAUGCCUGCCGCCAAAAAGGCCCGGUCUUGAGCGCGUGCGCGCGCGCGGGCACGGAAUUCUAGAGAAUGUCGUUCUUCAUCGCUGUUCAAUCUGGACUGCUUGAGCUGUAGCAGCUGAUGCAGCGUGAGAGCGUGGAUUGUGUGAUCACCUUAUCGGGAUGUCUGAAUGUCCAGAUUGCUUUGGAGCUUGUUCUUCUAAGUCUUGCCAGAGCAGCAGAUGGGAAGGUUCUGGUGUCUGAUCUGCAUGGGAGAAUUGAGCAGGUCAUGCAUGCCCUAGUCCUCAAGAGUGUGCCCCAUGCAAAGGGGCAGAUUGUUUCCACAAGUAUGUGAGAGGUUCAACAUACAAGCGUAGGCCCUGCGUACUCCGUAGUAGUGUCCAGGCGUUUUUGAGAGUUCAGUAUAAUGCGCACGGCCAGGAAUACCGGCGGCUUUCAUGUAUUGCAGCAUGUAUCACUCAGCUUCUGCCAUCCAAACUUCAAGGACUUGGUACUCGGUAUGCAGAGCUGGAGAAGCAAAGGAGCAUCAAGAAAGAGGGGUGAGGCCAUGAAUUUUAUUUUCUUUGGUAGGGUCUCCUGCAAUUAUAGAAAGGCACACCUCCCCAAUGAGAGUGAUUGUUGCGAGAGGAGGCUACAUUUGGUGAUGCAGCCUGAGUGAAUUCGGGAGUUGGGUUGGUAAUUCUUCCGAAGGCAGUAUUGUAAAAGCCGGGUUUUGCCUGUGGCAUGCCCGCGAAUAUUGCUAUGGCAUAGAACUAUUGCAUUGCAUGCAGGUCCUGGCCUUGGAUGAGAGCUGCAGACCAGCUUCUCUGAUGUGCUGUACUAGAAAAAUUCUGCAUUGUUGCAGGAGAAAAUCUGGCGAAGGCAGUGGAAGAUUUGAUAGUUCAAGUCAAGGGGAUUGUGCGAUUGCAGCAAAUAGUCAAACAUGACCGUGCAAAGGCAAGAUGGAGAGAUCUGAAGUGAUUGACUUGCUUGAUGUCCGAUGCUGUGAUUGUAUUGUCUUUCGAAUAUAUCUCUACAAACGGGACAACAGAAGGAAGUGUGCGCCUGUCCUGAACUCCAAACAUUAGGAAUUCACCCUUCUAAUUC
This is a messenger RNA of Coccomyxa subellipsoidea C-169, 2356 nucleotides long. Its product is annotated as UVB-resistance 8. Lineage: Eukaryota; Viridiplantae; Chlorophyta; Trebouxiophyceae; Coccomyxaceae. The record is from RefSeq and is a predicted model, not a curated record. Bases 1 to 1305 code for a protein of 434 amino acids. The transcript is spliced from 8 exons.